CCUAUUUGUUCCAACCUUCACAUCUGUCUUGAUAAGGUCUGCCAGUAAGACAGCAUAUGAUAUGAUUGUCUGCUUUUGGCUAUGGUGCAGGCAUCUGUGUAUGCUGUUCCGAGGUUCACUGACUUUAUCUGCACAUCUAGGCAAUCAUUAAUUACACUUUCCCCCUUUGCCACUGGAAUAUUCACACAUUCCAUUAAACAUACAUAUCCUAUGCAUUCUUACUGAUUGGUUGCCACUGAUUUCCAUAUGGUGGUGAUAUAUGGAAAGAUGAAUAACCAGAAGAGUGCACGUGUGUGGUAAGACUACACCUCCUUGUUAUCAACAAAGUUACAAAGUCAAAAUCCUCUGUAUACAGUUAGGCCAAUGCUGCCCUAUUCCACAGUGGUCUUAAGAAAGAACCCUUCAGCGCCGUUUAAACGCUUGUCAUUGCAGUUUUAAUGCAUUUUAUCUCCUUGGAAUGCCUUAACACAAUGUUUACUCAACACUAGUAAAACGCGUUAGUUAAUCAUCAACUUCUGGUAACAUUGCUGCCACGCUACCACAUUUUUUUUUUAAUGAAACAAAUCAGGGAGAUCUUAUGAGUUUUACAGUUAUCAAAGACGUAAAAAGGCUUUAAAAAACAACAAAGACGUCCAUGUAGAUCACCGCACGUUUAGAUUUGCGCCCUUCUUCUCGACUGAGAAUGGGAGUGGCCGCACACCUGUCCGACCGGUUGGCGACACGCGACUCCUGGAGACGGUUCCCCACCUUCUCGUUCGUCGUUAAGCCACAGAAGCGCAAAAGGAAAAUGGCAGAAGCACCAAAUCCUGCUGUCACCUCUUUCCCGUCACCUACUAUAUCUCUACCGCUCGGGUUGGCUGUAUUAAGAACAUACUCAGGCGCUCUGAUCUGCAUGGAAAUUGUUUUCGGAGGGCUGGUAUGGAUUUUAGUGGCGUCGUCGCACGUCCCCGUGCCGCUCCUGCAGGGCUGGGUGAUGUUUGUGUCGGUAACCAUGUUCGUCUGCUCCUCCGCCUACCUCGUCCUGUUCUUGCUGGGCCUUUCGGACAGAAUCAACACUGACUGGAAUUUUAUGGAUGUGAUGUACCACUUUACUGCCUUGGUCUUCUAUUUCGCCGCCUUUGUCUUGGAGGCUGCAGUUACGUCUGCGUAUGUGAAACAAGCAAACGAUACCUGCGUGCACAGGCCGUCCACCAAUAUCAUCACAUUUCUGGACUCUCAGCAAUACAGAAUUAACAUUGUAGCUACGAUAUGUGCCUUUAUAGUUACUAUUUGCUAUGCCUGCAGCAUGUUCAUGGGCUUCAGGAGGUGGAGGAAGUGAUAAAAGAGAGAGAGCGAGAGAGGGAGACAGAGAGCAAACUCCUCCAGCAUCACUUUGAAUAUCAGCAUUACCGUAAUGCACAUUACAGAGCAGGGUUGCCGGAUAACUGGUUCACUCCUUCUUAGUAUUCAGUUAUUGGAGUUGAAAAUGGACCCAUGAAGCAGUUUAGUUUAAGCAUUAACCUUACUGAUGUAUACAGAAAACUACGUACUGCAUGCUUUUGUACAAUUAAAUAUAUUUACAUUUGUUAAAUGUAUUAUCCUGAGUUGCAAGAGAAUUUAUUUUAAUUCACUGAAAUAACUGCAAAACUUGUUUUGUGUUAUGCUGGUGUCUUCAGAGACUCUUCAGUUACCAGUUUGAAAUACACAAUUAUAGCUGUCUCAUAACAUAAAAAAAUAAUCUGUGCAAUUAUUUUGGUUUUACUUUUUUAAAUUAAAUCUAACCAUGUCAAUGUGUUUAUGUAUUUCGUGCUCACAGGCUAUAAUCUACCCUUAUUUUGUAUUGCCUAAAUAAACACAUUUUUCA
Messenger RNA from Electrophorus electricus (electric eel), 1843 nucleotides. RefSeq names its product mal, T cell differentiation protein 2 (gene mal2). Gene Ontology annotation, cellular component: membrane. NCBI's taxonomy places the organism in Eukaryota, Metazoa, Chordata, Actinopteri, Gymnotiformes, Gymnotidae. The record is from RefSeq and is a predicted model, not a curated record. Gene Ontology annotation, molecular function: structural constituent of myelin sheath. Gene Ontology annotation, biological process: myelination.